Molecule: messenger RNA, 3113 nt
Organism: Pseudophryne corroboree (corroboree frog)
Lineage: Eukaryota; Metazoa; Chordata; Amphibia; Anura; Myobatrachidae
Product: guanylate-binding protein 1-like
Exons: 11
Coding region: 86-1984 (632 amino acids)
Molecular function (GO): GTPase activity; GTP binding
Source: RefSeq, a predicted model, not a curated record
GAGAGAGCAGUUUGGCCAAAGUUCAUACACAGGGACUAGAACCUCACAGAGGUAUUUCUGCACUUUCUCAGGAAAACACAAAACUAUGGGGUCCCCCAUGAAAAUGGAAGCCCCAGUUUGUCUGAUUAACAACACUAGUGACGGAAAGCUGGAAGCAAACCCCGAGGCGAUAGACAUCCUCUCCCGGAUCACGCAGCCGGUGGUGGUGGUGUCCAUAGUCGGCUUGUAUCGGACGGGGAAGUCCUACCUGAUGAACAAGCUGGCUGGAGCCCAGAAAGGCUUUAACCUGGGCGGCAGCGUCCAAGCGGAGACCAAGGGCAUCUGGAUGUGGUGUGUUCCCCAUCCCAGGAGAUUGGAGCACACCCUGGUUCUGCUGGACACGGAAGGUCUGGGGGACGUGGAGAAGGGCGACACCAAAAAUGACAUUUGGAUUUUCUCGCUGGCCGUUCUCCUGAGCAGCGCCCUGGUGUAUAAUAGUAAGGGAACGAUUGACCAGGAUGCGCUGAACAAGCUGAGAUUUGUGGGGGAACUUUCUGAUCUAAUCAAGGUGAAAUCUACAGACAAUGAUGAUGAGGAAGCUGAAUUCUCGGAGCAUUUCCCCAUCUUCAUCUGGGCUGUCAGAGAUUUUACGCUGAAACUAGUGAUUGAUGGACAGGUGGUCACAGAAGAUGAGUAUCUAGAGAAUGCCCUCAAGCUGAAGACCCCUGAAAGGACACCAAAGAAUGAGGAUUAUAAUAAGCCCAGGAAAUACCUCCGCAUGUACUUCGGUAGUCGGAAAUGCUUUGUGUUUGACCAGCCAUCGGCAGACAAAGAAGUUCUCCAGAAGAUGGAGCAAGUUCCUGAAAGUCAAUUUAAGCCUGAUUUUGUGGCUCAAUCCAAGAAGUUCUGCGACUAUGUCUUCAAGAACGCUGAAGUGAAGCGGGUUACAGGAAUACCCCUAGUUACAGGAGUCAGGUUGGCUAAAUUGGCAAAAACGUACACUGAAGCUAUAAGCUCUUCCAAUGUCGCCUGCAUGGAGGAGGUGGUGCUUUCCCUGUCUGAGACAGAAAACAAGGCGGCUGUCCAGGAUGCAAUUCAGUACUAUGAGAGCAAGAUGGAUGAAAGUGUUGUGUUCCCCACCGAGACACUUGACCAGUUUCUAUACCUGAGUAGACGGUGUGAGAAUGAAGCUGUUCAGAUUUUCAUGAAAAAAUCCUUUAAGGACAAAGAUCAGAAAUUCCAGAACCAGUUAAUAGAACUUGUACAGAAGAAAAAGGAUGACUUAUGCCGGAUGAAUGAGACAAAGUCUCGGGAACGCUGUGAGACUCUUAUUAAGAAGCUUUCUGCAGAGUUUGAGGAAGCGUUGGCUGCAGGAACAUACAGCGUCCCUGGGGGCCAUAAACAGUUCAUGCAAGACCUGGAUGCCAUACAGGAAAAGUACAAAACGGAGAUGGGAAAAGGUGUACAGGCUGACGUAGUGCUGAAGGAUUACCUGAUGUCCAAAAAAUCCAUCGGAAACAACAUUUUGAAAAGUGAUGAAGCUCUGACUGAGAAUGAGAAGAAAAUGGAAGAGGAGAAAGCGACAAGAAAAAUUGAAGAGAUGAAAAGUCAAGUUCUCCAACUGGAAGAGUCUCAGAGGAAUCAGAAGAAAAAGGAUCAGAUGAAAACUAUGGAGGAGAACAUGAUGCAGCUGAUAGACAAAAUGGUAGAAGAGAGAAGACUGAUGAAGUGUCAAGUAGAGAGAGUCAUUGAGGAGAAGAACAGGGAAAUGCAAAGAUACAGGAGCCAGGGGUCUCCACACGCCAACAUGUACCAGGCGCAGAUCGAAGACCUGAAGGAGAAGAACAAUAAACUGAAGGCUGACCAGAGCGACUCUUGCGACUUCUUGCCCGUCAUCGAGGCUUUCAAGAAGGUCUCCUGCGCUAUCGGACCCUCUAUAAUUGAGAUGGCCGGAGACAUGAUUAAGAAGAAAGUAACUGAAAAAUGGAAAAAGUACCAGGCAUAAGAUUAGUGCCAAGCAUCUGGACUCUCAAACUUUUUGCUGCGCUUUUCUGUUUUACAUUUAUGCUUAAUAUCAGAAAAGUGUUUUUUUAUCUUUUUUUUGCCACCAAGCAAAAAUAUAGCGAUUUGCUACUUAUUUUAUUCAUUUUUUUUACUGCCAUAAAUAUUUAAAGUUUUUUCAAACUUUUCUGAUUGUAAUUUGCAUAAAUGCAGCCAGCCUUCAUCAAGUCAGCGUGAAAAGUUUCCAGUCUGGUCUUUAAUGUUCCCUCCCAUCUCUAAUCUGUACCCCUGAGGCACUGUAUAACUUGUCAAUAUCAAUAGAAUUGAGGAAUAGGUGUCCCACAAUAGCCGCCAUAUUCCCUUAGCCAUCCUGUACUAGCAUGGAGCCGUAAUAUAACCAAGCGCUCCCUCGUUAGUUUUAUAGUUGCUGUCUUUUAAACGAAUCUGCUAUGCAUAAUUAAUUCUGACCAUUAGUGCAGAGGUCACUAUGUAUAUAUAUAUAUAUAUAUAUAUACACACAUGUGGGGGAAAAAAGGGGGGGAAAUUGGCGCCCAGGGAUUAGUGUAACCCGUAGAAUGUACAGAACCCUAUGGGUUUCACAAAUAUUACCAAUUUUAAAACAAAAGCAUGAACUGUUCCUUCAUAAAAGUUUAUUAAGAUUUACAAAAUGACAUAUCCAUCAUGUUACAUAGACAUUAUGAUGUAAUUUCUUUUAUAAUGAUCCAUCCAUGAAGUUGUGGAGGAAUGUAGACAAUUUUAAGCAAUAUCUUAAAUCCUUCCUCAUAGGAUAUUCAGAGAACACAUCAAGUAAAAAACCCAACACGUUUCGUCUAGUGACUAGACUUCAUCAGGGGUAUGUCUUUUGAUAUUAACGUCAAUCUAAAAGUACUCAGUCAAGGUGGUCGAUCAGAAUUGUUCAAAGAGUGACUUCAAAACAUCCCUAAUAGGUACUGCUGAGGCUUCAAACCGGCCUCGUGGAUUCAGUAUUCAGAAUUCAUAUAAUUCCUAUAUUUAGCCUUCAAAGGAAUAGCGGAAUCAGCAAAUUCAUGACAAACAGGACCUCAUGGAUCAACUAUAGGCGUGAAAAGUGGAUGCGGAUAUGUUGUCCUUACAGUUUCACACAGGUAAAGACU